CGUUCCGAAGACUCAUUUUAAACCAAGGGCUGGCAAAACUCUAAGUGAAAGAAGAUGGCAUGCAUCAUUCACUCAAGAUGGUCAUUUGGAUAUUGCCAAAGUGCUUAGACGAAUCCAACGGGGGUAAUGGCGCCCAAUUGCUGCUCUUAAGCUAAACUAGAAGAGAUAAGUCUCUUAUAUAUGUUCUCGGCCUUCCUCACUCUCUUGUGUGCUGGGUGGCUGGGUUAUUAAUGUUGCAAACAUUUCUCUGCAUCAGAAAGGGAUUUAGUGGACAAAUGUACCAUAAUCAGUGCCAUGCACUCAUUAAUUGUUGUCCUUUUGAAAAACUACAGUGGGUCCAUGGAAAUUGCCCGCUCAGCCAAUCUUCACUCAACUGUUGAAUUCAUGAUGUCUCUCUUUCCUCACUUACAGUGAUGUUUCCAUCACAAUGGCUUGCAUUUAAGUAUAUCUUGAUAUGGGCACUCCACUUAAACUUGAGUCUCUUUCUCAUAGUUCACUGGUGAAAAGCAAGCAAGAGUUAGUUGAUUGAAGGGCAUACAUCCUUCAAUUAAAGGGGUAGUGUGGGAGUUCUUGUUAGGUUGUUAUGAUCCUAACAGCACGUUUGAAGAACGGAAUCAACUUAAGGAGCAAAGGAGUUUGUCUAAAAUUAUUAUCCAGGCAACAGUUUAAUACAUGGAAAGAUGAAUGUCAAAGGAUGGUUCCAGUUAUUGGUACUGGAAAAUUCAUCACAACACCUCUCAUCGGUGACGAUGGCCAGCCAACAGAUGAUUCUUUGAUAGGCAUACCGCUUUCAGAUAAGAAGGUUCUGCAGUGGGUGCAGACAUUACACCAGAUUGGUCUGGAUGUCGUAAGAACAGAUCGAGCUCUUGUGUUCUAUGAGAGUGAAACUAACCAGGCAAAACUAUGGGAUGUUCUGUCAAUUUAUACCUGGUUGGAUGAUGAUAUUGGCUAUGUGCAAGGAAUGAAUGACAUAUGCUCACCUAUGGUGAUACUUCUUGAAGAUGAAGCAGAUUCCUUUUGGUGCUUUGAGCGUGCUAUGCGAAGGCUGAGAGAGAAUUUCAGGACUAGUGCAAGUUCGAUGGGGGUGCAAUCUCAGUUGAGUACGCUCUCCCAGAUUAUUAAAAUUGUUGAUCCCAAGCUUCACCAACAUCUUGAUGAUUUAGAUGCUGGGGAGUAUCUCUUUGCAUUUCGCAUGCUGAUGGUUCUUUUCCGCAGAGAAUUUUCAUUUGCAGAUGCUCUUUAUCUUUGGGAGUUGAUGUGGGCCAUGGAAUACAACCCAAAUAUAUUUUCAUUAUAUGAAAAGCCAGAGAUUGCCCAAACAAGUGAAAACGCACCUGUAGUAAGUGGCAAGUUGUUGAAGCAAUAUGGCAAAUUUCAGAGGAAGAACUUGAGGACGGGCAAUACUGAGCAGCAAAGUGCACUAGCUGUUUUUCUUGUUGCAAGUGUUCUUGAAGUGAAGAAUAGGCAGAUUUUAAAGGAGGCUAAGGGUGUAGAUGAUGUUGUUAAGAUCUUGGGUGACAUAACAUCAAAUCUUGACGCUAAAAAAGCAUGUACUGAGGCUUUGAAAAUUCAGAAAAAGUACCUGAGCAAGGUAAGUUCCAUUAUUGUCUUUCGUGGUUUUAGAUGCAUGCUUUCUUGUUUGUUUUUAGGAGAAGCAGGGUAGGAUUUAAGUAACUGAAAUGAUUUGAUGGAUCAUAUGUUACCUUCCGAUCUUAAAAUAAACCUUCCUUUGUCUUUUGUUUUUUUGUUCGUGGGGAGAGGUGGGUGUCUAAAACUAUGCUAGUAGCUAGAUAGAGUUGGAAGAUUAGAAGAUUCAGAUCAAAGGCAAUGAAACUAGUAAUCUAUAAUUCGAAACAUGUGUUACUCGUUUACUGCCCUACUUUCUAUAUUCUCAGUCUCAAUGACAUUC
Molecule: messenger RNA, 1909 nt
Organism: Prosopis cineraria
Lineage: Eukaryota; Viridiplantae; Streptophyta; Magnoliopsida; Fabales; Fabaceae
Product: rab GTPase-activating protein 22-like
Exons: 12
Coding region: 584-1663 (359 amino acids)
Biological process (GO): activation of GTPase activity
Molecular function (GO): GTPase activator activity
Source: RefSeq, a predicted model, not a curated record